Messenger RNA from Sporothrix brasiliensis 5110, 1080 nucleotides. RefSeq lists its product as uncharacterized. The transcript has a single exon. The coding region runs from base 1 to 1080 and encodes 359 amino acids. The record is from RefSeq and is a predicted model, not a curated record. NCBI's taxonomy places the organism in Eukaryota, Fungi, Ascomycota, Sordariomycetes, Ophiostomatales, Ophiostomataceae.
AUGGACGGCGGUACUACAGCUCCAGCGAAUCCACAUUCGCCGUCGGAAAAUAUUCUUGCCUACGCUUGCGUCGAUUCUGCCAUCCGCACGAUGAGUCUCCUCCGCGGGCUCCUUGAUGCGCCGAAAGUACCGAAACGCCUUCCUUACAUAGUAAACUCGGCGUUUGUGUCGGCGCUCGUCUUGGGCUUUGCGCAAUUUGGUGACCUAGACCGGGUCUUCCCUAUUGGCAAGAGUUUGGCUAUUGCGCAGAAGGUCCUGGCACUUUUUGGCCGGCAUGAUCCUGUCUCCAAGCGGUACGCUUCUAUCGUCACCGAUCUCCAGGCUGCGUGUGAAGCGUGCCUGGAGAAGCGUGCAAGGGGCAAGAUGGAACGGCAUUCGGUCCUUAUUGGCGGCCUGUUCGGCACAGUCGAAGACGCAACGGCCAAUCCAGCCGCCGCUGCCGUCGCCACCGCUGCCGCUGCUGCAGGAACCGAACGCCCGGAUGACGGCGAAAGCGCCGGGCGCUCAGCGGAGCCGUUCGCAGAUACGCCAGCAUCGUUGUCGCCGACACAACAACAGCGAAGUCAGCAAGACAGUCAGCAGCGCCAGCAGAAAAAACGACAUCAAGAGGUACAAAAUGUGCUGAAUUUGCAGAGAGGCAUCCCCGGAGUUCCUGGACCACAUAGUCUAUGCGACCUGAGUGCACCAGACAGCAACCCUCCCCAAAAUCGCGACAGCAAUGGACAAACGCCUAUGCCAGCACCAUUGCCGCAGAAGCAAAAUCCAGCGAUGUCGUCCAUACAACAGCAUUCGCCAAUGCCUCAUAUACCGUCCUACUCCGGCAUUGAUUUCACCCCACCAUUCACCGACGGCAACGACGAUUUUCUUGGCCUCGCAAGCGCGGCAGAGGCAGACGAUACGCUGGUCCGCCGGCACACAAACUCAAGUUAUGACAUGGACGACAACACACAGCAAUUGCUGCCGCAGAUGUCCGGUCUGCCCGACAUGAUCUUGGCCAUGUCCCCGCGCAUGAUUACUUUUGACUCGUUUGACAAGAACCUCCAGCUUUUCCCCACAAUGGAUACCACAGGUUUCUUGUAA